GGUCUCUUUUGCCGAUCCGGCGCUGCCGUCUCUGUCGUCGCUGCCGUCGCUGGACUGCCCCUGCUGCUGCUACACCUCCAGAGACUGCCCAUCCCGCAAGCGACCCUCCUUCCCGGCUCGCUCCAUCCCGAUCGUCCCUCGGUAGAAGGUGGGGAUCGCUCCUAGCGUACAUGCCGGGUCGUGGAUUGUCGCUGCGUUUGCCUCCGUCUUUGCCUCCGUCUGGCCUGAAUUGCACCGAUCAUCGUCUGAUCUCAAACUAACCCGCAUCUCGUAGCUGAUUACUCCCGUUCACCACCACCCCAAACUGCUUCUCUGCCUUGGCUUCCCUUUCGCAUCCACAUACGCAUCCUCGCCAGUCAUCCAGAAGAGAUCCCGCCAUGUUUGCCGCUGCCACCAUCCGUGCUGCCCGCUAUGCCUCGGCGGCUCCGCUGAUUGCCGCUCGCUCAGCCUCUCGCCAUCUUGUUCGCUCGGUCACCGCUCGAUCCUCCCCCGUCCUGUCGGCCUCCUUCUCCUCUGCCGCCCGUCUGCACUCGGCAGAUGUCUUUGCUCCCCGCGACUCUUUCCCCAGACGCCACAUUGGCCCCAACGACUCGGAUGUCGCGGAGAUGUGCAAGGUCGUCGGUGUCAAAGAUCUCGCCGAUCUCGUCAACAAGACCGUGCCCGAGGCCAUCCACGUCGUCAAGGGUACCAAGCUCGGUCCGGCCGUGCCCGAGACCGAGACCCUCGCUAUCCUGCGUGAGAUUGCCUCCAAGAACAAGAUCUUCAAGUCCUACAUCGGUAUGGGCUACUACAGCUCCAUCACCCCUCCUGUCAUUCUCCGCAACAUCAUGGAGAACCCCGGCUGGUACACCCAGUACACUCCCUACCAACCUGAAAUUUCUCAGGGCCGCCUCGAGUCGCUGAUGAACUGGCAGACUAUGGUCCAGGACAUGACCGGCCUGCCCAUCGCCAACGCCUCGCUCCUCGACGAAGGCACCGCCGCCGCCGAGGCCAUGCUGAUGUGCUUUGGCCAGGCCAACCACAAGAAGAACAUCUUCUUUGUCGACCGUGCCUGCCACCCCCAGACCAUCAGCUGCGUCAAGACCCGCGCUGAGGGCUUUGGCAUCCAGGUCGUCGUCGGCGACUACGAGACCCUCAACUUUGACGAGUACAAGGGCAACCUCAUGGGCGUCUUGAUCCAGUACCCCACCACCGACGGCCGUGUUCUCGACUACGAAACCUUCACGAAGAAGGCCCACGAGCACAAGGCCCUCGUCACUUGCGCCACCGAUCUCAUGUCCCUCGCCCUGCUCAAGCCCCCGGGAGAGUUUGGCGUCGACAUUGCCUUUGGUAACUCGCAGCGCUUUGGUGUCCCGCUGGGCUACGGUGGCCCUCACGCCGCCUUCCUGGCCGUUCGAGAUGAGUACAAGCGCCGCAUGCCCGGCCGUCUCAUUGGUCUCUCCAAGGACACGGAGGAUCGCCAGGCCUACCGUCUCUCGCUCCAGACCCGCGAGCAGCACAUUCGUCGCGAGAAGGCCACCAGCAACAUCUGCACCGCCCAGGCCCUUCUGGCCAACAUGGCCGCCAUGUACGCCGUCUACCACGGCCCGACGGGCAUUCGCGAGAUUGCUCAGCGCAUCCACAACCUCACUGGCGUCUUUGCCGAGUCCGUUCGCCGUCUCGGUCACACCGUCGAGACCGAGAGCUUCUUUGACACCGUCACUGUCCGCGUCCAGGGCGGCUCCGAUGCCAUCGUGCGUCGUGCCGCCGCUGCUGGCAUCAACUUGCGUCCCGUCGACGAGCACCGCGUCGGUGUCUCGCUCGACGAAACCGUCACCAAGGGUGACCUCGAGGCCCUGGUCUCUGUCUUUGGCGACAAGACCAUCGACAUCGAGGCCGUCGCUGCCGAUCUCAAGCUGACCCCCAGCUCGGGCGCCUUCUUUGCCACCCAGCUCACCCGUCAGUCGGCCUACCUGAAGCAUCCCAUCUUCAACAUCUACCACUCCGAGACCGACAUGCUCCGCUACAUCACUCACCUUCAAAAGAAGGACCUCUCGCUCGGCGACGCCAUGAUCCCCCUGGGCUCGUGCACCAUGAAGCUCAACGCCACCACCGAGAUGAUUCCCGUCACCUGGCCCGAGUUUGGCGCCCUCCAUCCCUUCGUCCCCGCCGACCAGGCCGAAGGCUACAAGAUCAUGCACGAGCAGCUCCAAGAUGCCCUUGCCCAGGCCACGGGCUUUGACACCAUCUCGCUCCAGCCCAACAGUGGUGCCCAGGGCGAGUACGCCGGCCUGCGAGUCAUCAAAAAGUACCUCGCCUCCAUCGGCCAGGGCCACCGCGACGUUGUACUCAUCCCCGUCUCGGCCCAUGGCACCAACCCGGCCUCGGCCGCGAUGUGCUCCCUCAAGGUCGUCACCGUCAAGUGCGAUGAGAAGGGCUACCUCGACCUUGACGAUCUGGCCGCCAAGGCCGAGAAGCACAAGAACAACCUUGCUGCCACCAUGAUCACCUAUCCUUCGACCUACGGUGUCUUUGAGGAGGGCAUCAAGCGCGCCUGCGAGAUCAUCCACAGCCACGGCGGCCAGGUCUACAUGGACGGCGCCAACCUCAACGCCCAGAUGGGUCUCUGCAACCCCGCCGAGAUCGGCGCCGACGUCUGCCACCUGAACCUCCACAAGACCUUCUGCAUUCCCCACGGCGGCGGUGGCCCCGGCAUGGGCCCUAUCGGAGUCAAAUCCCACUUGGCUCCCUUCCUGCCCUCGCACCCCAUCGUCCCCACCGGCGGUGAGAAUGGCAUCGGUCCGGUCUCGGCUGCUCCUUGGGGAUCCGCCAGCAUCCUGCCCAUCACCUGGUCGUACCUCAAGAUGAUGGGCGACCAGGGUCUCAAGAAUGCCACCCAGGUUGCUCUCCUGAACGCCAACUACAUGCUCAAACGCCUCGAGCCCCACUACAAGAUCCUGUUCGUCAACAAGAACGGCAUGUGCGCCCACGAGUUCAUCGUCGACUGCCGGCCGUUUGCCAACACCUCGCACAUCCAGGGCAUCGACAUUGCCAAGCGUCUGCUGGACUAUGGCUUCCACUCCCCCACCAUGUCCUUCCCCGUUGCCAACACCCUCAUGAUCGAGCCUACCGAGUCCGAGCCCAAGGCCGAGAUUGACCGCUUCAUCAACGCCAUGAUAUCGAUCCGCAACGAGAUCCGCGAGAUCGAGGAGGGCCGACAGCCCCAGACCAACAACGUCCUCACCAACGCCCCACACACCGUCGAGGAUCUGCUCAAGCCCGAAUGGGACCGCCCUUACUCGCGCGAGCAGGCCGCCUUCCCUCUGCCGGGUCUCAAGAAGAAGAAGUUCUGGCCGACCGUCAGCCGCGUUGAUGAUACCUAUGGCGACCGCAACCUGAUCUGCUCCUGCCCGCCCCUGGAGGACUAUGAGUAAACUCGCCGGGACGAUGCCGGCUGUUUUUGCCCCCAUCUCCUCCCCUCAACUCUCUUCCCCUAUAUUCUUUCCACUCGCUAAUUUCACGCACCCACGCUCUGAUGUCACACCGUCGCUGUGUAUUCCCGAGCCUCCUCUCCUCUCCUCCCCAUCCAUCCAUCCCGCUCCGCCCAUCCUACACCCUGCGCACUCGUAUGAACGAGCCGCGUGCAUCUUGUCUUUGAUAGAGAACCACCGGGCGCCCCAUUCACCCUCUCCCCUCCCUCUUCGCUGGAUCUUGAAUACAUACAAGCUUUGUCAUACGAUAUGGCAUGCUGUGCCA
This is a messenger RNA of Polychytrium aggregatum, 3735 nucleotides long. RefSeq names its product glycine cleavage system P-protein-domain-containing protein. The coding region runs from base 378 to 3413 and encodes 1011 amino acids. NCBI's taxonomy places the organism in Eukaryota, Fungi, Chytridiomycota, Chytridiomycetes, Polychytriales. The record is from RefSeq and is a predicted model, not a curated record. The transcript is spliced from 7 exons. Gene Ontology annotation, cellular component: mitochondrion; glycine cleavage complex. Gene Ontology annotation, biological process: glycine decarboxylation via glycine cleavage system. Gene Ontology annotation, molecular function: glycine dehydrogenase (decarboxylating) activity; glycine binding; pyridoxal phosphate binding.